GACAAGAGGGAGGCUAAGGCGGAGAAGGCGCUGAAGCGGCGGCGGGGCAAGGCCGGUGGCCCCAUUCGGGUUGUCCUUGGCCGAGCAAGCUCUCGGCCCUUCCUCUUCGAUGCCCUCGUCAGGAACCUGUCCGACGUCGCCGGGAGGAGGGGGCAGUUUUGCGCCGGCCGGAGGCUGCGCUCGAUCAAGAGGAGAAAAGGGUAGAAAGGCGGAGAGUCCGCUGGGAUCCGAGAGCCAUCCUUGAGCGCCAAAGCGCAGGCUGGGUCGCUCUUUUGGUCAGGGCAAGCAGCCGGAUCUGAGAAAGAGACGGGAAGAAUAGGCUGAGAAGAAGGGGGGGUGGUGGUGGAGGCGACCGGAGGGCAGGCUUGUUUGCUGACGAUCGGAAGUUACUGACAAUCAAGCAGGACCUUUGCCGCUCCAGAGAUCGAGCACGAGAGAGAGAGAGAGAGAGGGAGUGAGACACACGCACACCCGCGCGCACGCACACACACACAUCCAUCCCCAGACCAGGAGGAGGAGGAGAGAGUGGUGGUGUGGGGGGGUGGGGGAGAAGAGGAGAGCUGAUGUCUAAGGGAGUCACUCGGUGGAGGCAAAGCAGGCAGGCUUUCAACUUCUCCUCACUGCUGCUGAGCGCCAAGCGAGAUCGCUGGAAAGCGGCGGAGCUUCCCGGAGCAGGACCCUUCCUAUGGCCAGCCUGCGGCGGGGGAUUUGACGCCGUUCCCUUGAAGCCACUUGACCAACCCCCGCCGCCACCUCACUCAGCGAUGUCUUAUUCCCCGCUCUCCGCCUGCACUUGCCUAUGGUUACAUUACCUGCUGCUCUGCAUCCAAGUCCAGAUGUUUGUUGCUGAAGAAAAUGUGGAUUUUCGGAUACAUGUGGAAAAUCAGACACGAGCAAGAGACGAUGUCAGCAGGAAGCAGCUCAGGCUUUAUCAGCUCUACAGCCGAACCAGUGGGAAGCAUAUCCAGGUGCUGGGAAGGCGGAUCAGUGCCAAAGGAGAAGAUGGAGACAAAUAUGCCCAGCUUCUAGUGGAAACAGACACAUUUGGCAGUCAAGUCCGGAUCAAAGGGAGAGAGACAGACUUUUACCUUUGCAUGAACAGGAAAGGCAAGCUAGUAGGGAAGCCAGAUGGCACCAGCAAAGAAUGUGUCUUCAUUGAAAAAGUCUUGGAGAACAACUACACGGCUCUGAUGUCAGCAAAGUACUCAGGCUGGUAUGUUGGAUUCACCAAAAAAGGGAGGCCCCGGAAAGGGCCCAAGACCCGGGAGAACCAGCAAGAUGUCCACUUUAUGAAACGAUACCCAAAGGGACAAGUGGAGUUACAGAAACCUUUCAAAUAUACCACAGUGACGAAGAGGACUAGGAGAAUACGACCAACCAACCCCAGUUAAAAGACCAAGGCAGUGUCUUGCAAAUAAACUACAAGAAUAGACUGUA
Pantherophis guttatus is the source of this 1437-nucleotide messenger RNA. RefSeq names its product fibroblast growth factor 18 (gene FGF18). Gene Ontology annotation, molecular function: growth factor activity. The record is from RefSeq and is a predicted model, not a curated record. NCBI's taxonomy places the organism in Eukaryota, Metazoa, Chordata, Lepidosauria, Squamata, Colubridae.